AUGGAAAAACUGGAAACCCUCGUGGACAGCUUGCAGAGCUUUUUACAUCAGAUGGAUGAGAGGCUUUUACGACAUGAGAAGCUCAUUGAGACAUCCCUUCGAAGGAACUUCUCAGAGCCCAUGGUGUUCUCACCCUCCGGGCCCUGCGCCAGCUCCAUGGAACGACCUGAUCCUCCAGAGACCCGCAAGUCGCCGGCCUUCCACCCAGGGCGCGACCUCACCAGCGAUAUCGUUGAAGAGGCACCUAGGAGUCCGAAGAGCCCUUUGUCCGAAGCAGAUGGAGAUGGCGAUCCUGAACCAAACUUCGACUUGAACUCGCCGAUCUCGCAACCGGCGAAUUUGAUUCGGUUGACCUCCAACCAGCGUGGAACCCGACUUUUCAAGCCUGUGAAGCAGAAUUCCUAUGAGCUAGCGCAAGAGGAGGAAUCCAGAAUGGUGAUGCCCGGCACGUCAAGCCCAUCCAUCCAUGCCUCGGAGAUGCCGCAAUUCCAGCACAUCCAUAAGGGUCGUCCAUGUCGAAAAUAUAUGGCAAAGAUCGUCUCUACCUGGCAAUUCGAAACCGUUUUCGCCCUCUUCAUUCUGGCGCAUGCCAUUUUGCUGGGCGUUCAAAUCGAAUGGGAAUGUCAGAACCUUGAUGCUGAGCUCCCCAGCGAACUGGGCUUGAUUCACAUCAUCUUUAGCUGUGUCUUUCUGGUCGAGAUCAUUCUGCGAAUCAUUGCCUUUGGCAUGUACGAAUUCUGCAAAGGGGAGUCAUAUGCGUGGAAUUUGGUCGAUCUUUUCCUGGUGUUUAUCGCUAUGGUGGAGAUCUUGGCUGAUGCUUUCAUCGAGGACAAUUUUGCCAGCGGAAGCUUUCGUGUGUUGCGGAUCCUGCGGCUGGCUCGCUCAGCGCGGGGGCUUCGGAUUGUCCGGCUGCUUCGCUUUAUCCGGCCGCUACGGCUACUAGUUUUCUCUAUCGCGAUCACACUGAAGUCCUUAGUCUGGUCCAUUAUUCUCUUGUUCAUCAUCAUCUACUUAUUUAGCAUUCUGUUCGCCGACGCCAACUUGGCCUACUUCAAAGUUGGGAACAUACCUCCACUGCUUGUGAACGAAGAUGACCUGCAAUUUCAUUUUGGGUCUGUGUCGGCAGCAAUGAAUACAAUGUUUCGAGCCAUUGCCGGUGGUUUGGAGUGGCGACAUGCAUCCAGCGCACUGGCAUCGUCGAUCGGUCAAGGUUGGUCACUCCUCUUCACCAGCUACAUCGCAUUUUGUUGCUUCGCAGUACUGAAUGUCAUGACCGGAGUCUUUUGCCAUAGCGCCAUCACUGGUGCAGAGCAGGAUCAUGAGAUUAUGGUCCAAUCCAUGGUCAACGAGCAAGACCGAAUACGGCAUGCUUUUGCAGACCUCUUCCAUCUGAUGGACAAGGAUGGAAGCGGUACAAUUACCAUCAAGGAGUUUGAGAAGGGCUUCCAUGUUGACACGACAAAAGCGCUUUUCGAGGCUCUUGGAUUAAAAGCCGAGGAUGCUUGGACGCUCUUCCGGAGUUUGGACAAGGACGGCGAUCACCGAGUGGGUGAGCAUGAGUUUGUCCAAGGUUGCAUCCACAUUCGAGGCCCUGCUCGGCAGGUGGAUCUGAGAAGACAGGCCCAGCGCACCAGGAGUCAAUUAGACGGCUUGGAAAUCAAUGGUUAUGAGAACCUGGCUCUUUUGAAGGAGAUGGCAGAGCAGAUGGGCAUUGACCCGGGCCACAUCUUAGAGCCCAUGCACUCUGAACGCCGCAGCAGCCGUGGUAGCCGACACAGCCGUGGCAGCUGUUAG
Molecule: messenger RNA, 1794 nt
Organism: Durusdinium trenchii
Lineage: Eukaryota; Dinophyceae; Suessiales; Symbiodiniaceae
Source: the annotation of a GenBank genome assembly